AUGUCUGGAAAGCGCGGUCGAGGUUCUACCUCCGGUAACAAGCUCAAGAUGACUCUUGGUCUGCCAGUCGGCGCCGUCAUGAACUGCUGCGACAACUCCGGUGCCCGCAACCUGUACAUCAUCUCCGUCAAGGGUAUCGGUGCGCGUCUCAACCGCCUGCCCGCUGGUGGUGCCGGUGACAUGGUCAUGGCGACCGUCAAGAAGGGAAAGCCCGAGCUGAGGAAGAAGGUCAUGCCUGCCGUCAUUGUCCGCCAGAGCAAGCCAUGGAGGCGAGCAGACGGUAUCUACCUGUACUUCGAGGACAACGCCGGUGUCAUUGUCAACCCCAAGGGUGAGAUGAAGGGCUCCGCCAUCACUGGACCCGUCGCAAAGGAGGCCGCUGAGCUGUGGCCGCGUAUCGCCUCCAACUCCGGUGUCGUCAUGUGA
Molecule: messenger RNA, 426 nt
Organism: Alternaria triticimaculans
Lineage: Eukaryota; Fungi; Ascomycota; Dothideomycetes; Pleosporales; Pleosporaceae
Exons: 4
Coding region: 1-426 (141 amino acids)
Biological process (GO): translation
Cellular component (GO): ribosome; cytosolic large ribosomal subunit
Molecular function (GO): structural constituent of ribosome; large ribosomal subunit rRNA binding
Source: RefSeq, a predicted model, not a curated record